Messenger RNA from Orussus abietinus, 2693 nucleotides. RefSeq names its product replication protein A 70 kDa DNA-binding subunit (gene RpA-70). The transcript has 14 exons. Gene Ontology annotation, molecular function: single-stranded telomeric DNA binding; damaged DNA binding. The record is from RefSeq and is a predicted model, not a curated record. Gene Ontology annotation, cellular component: nucleus; DNA replication factor A complex. The coding region runs from base 707 to 2494 and encodes 595 amino acids. Gene Ontology annotation, biological process: meiotic cell cycle; telomere maintenance via telomerase; nucleotide-excision repair. Lineage: Eukaryota; Metazoa; Arthropoda; Insecta; Hymenoptera; Orussidae.
UAAUUCUGCUAAUUACUUUAGCUAAACUUGUAUAGAUUUAUAUUCGCACAAUUUUUAGAGCAAUGUUAACUGAUUGAAGCAAACUAAUUGAGUAACGAAAAGCAUAACAAAUAUGUCCACGGCAUAAUACAAGUUUAAAAUGAUAUCUUAUCUGGACAAUUACCUCUUGACCUUUUAAAAGUUCCUUAUCAGAUAUCUCGAUACGCGUGCGCCUUUUACCCUGUUUUACUCGCGGAAAGUACCCAGUUCUCAUAUAGCAAUCAUAUAGUAUAUUCAUACUCGAAAUUCGAGAUAUAUCGAGUCCGGAUCCAAUAAAUUCGAUUUUGAGUGUCGAUCGAGAUGCUCAGAAUCGAUAUGCGUAUUUAUUAAUGCUAUGGAAACAUGCGAUUUACUGGAUCCGGACCCGAUAAAUCCCGGAUUUAGGAGUGCGAUGGAGACGUAGUCAAUGCCAUGCUUCAACGGUGGAAACGAUUAAAGGAUUUGUAAAUAUCCGGUGAAAAUGUAUGUAAGAUUUCUAGACCAGCAAAUGUUUGAACACAGUGGUAUUCGCAUCUACCCGCCUUUUUCGCCUUCGCGAGCGGCUUUGUGCGAGUUUAUGCGAGUUUGGGCAAGUGCGUCGAAAGUUGCCGGUAGAGUUGUAAUCAUCGAGGUAUACCUUCAUUUACACUAGAUUUACAUUUAACUAGCGUGCCAUAACUGAAGAAAAAUGAUGCAGUUGACAGAAGGAGCUUUAGACAGAAUCAUGAAUGGUGAAGACGUUGAGAAGCCGAUACUGCAACUACUGGGUCAUAAGGCGGUGAGCAGCUCGAAUGCUGGCCCACGGUUUCGAUUAUUGAUGUCUGACGGAGUUAGAGUAAACUCGUUUACCAUGCUUGCUACGCAGUUGAACCCAAUGAUUUUAAACAAUGAAUUGAGCGAGUUUUCAAUAUGCAGAGUUGAGAGAUACGCGAUCAGCACAGUCAACAGUGAAAAACAGAAGCGCAUUAUGGUUAUACUUGCCAUAGAUGUGCUAAAACCGGGAAGUGAAGUUGGAGGUAAGAUAGGAAAUCCAAGUCAACAUGAGAACCAGCAAGAACAAGAAGCGGAUAAGGGUCCAUCAGCCCGACCACCACAACCAUCAUCAACAGUCAGUAAUGCUCGGAAGAAUCGAGUGGAGGAAUCAUCAUCAAAUGGUAUCUCUACAACGCCAAUAGCUGCCCUAAGCCCUUAUCAAAACAGAUGGGUCAUUAAGGUUAGAGUGACCAGUAAAUCGGACAUUAGAGUGUGGAGUAAUUCUCGUGGCGAAGGAAAAUUAUUCUCCAUGGACCUUGUAGACGAAAGUGGAGAAAUUAGAUGUACAGCCUUCAGGGAUCAGUGUGAUAAAUUUUUUGACAUGAUUGAGAUCGGUAAAAUUUAUUACGUUUCGCGAUGUUCUCUGAAGCCAGCUAACAAACAAUUUAAUACUUUGAAGAAUGAUUACGAGAUGACACUCACUGGUGAAUCAGAAAUUAUUCCCUGUCAAGAAGACAACUCGGAGAUUCCAACAAUCCAGUUUGACUUUUGUCCUAUUAGCAGUGUGGAACAGAAAGAGAAAAAUGCUGUUAUGGACGUGUUGGGAAUUUGCACAUCAACCAGUGACGUUCAAAACCUCACGGCAAGAUCUACAGGUCGCGAACUGAAGAAACGGGAUAUUAAUCUGAUCGAUCAAAGUAAUACCAUGAUUUCCCUUACAUUGUGGGGAACGCAAGCUGAAACUUUCGAUGGCUCAAAUAAUGUAGUCGUUGCUGUCAAAGGGGCCCGUAUCGGAGAGUUCAAUGGCGAUAAAAAUUUGUCUACACUAAACUCAUCCGUUAUUCAAAUUGAUCCUGACAUACCUGAAGCCCAUAGAUUACGUGGCUGGUAUAACUCAACCGGACAUAAAAUGGAGGCAAAAUCCUUGUCUAAAACUGGAGCCGGUGGAGGUCUCAGUGGUCAAUGGCUAACUUUCAAAGAAGCAAAAGAUUUGCGCAUUGGGCAAGAUGAAGCCCCGGGUUUCUUUGUUGUCAAAGCUACGGUCAAUCUGUUCAAGUUGGAAAAUGUUCUUUAUAAAUCCUGUCCAACUGAAGGGUGCAAGAAAAAGUUGGUUGAUCAAAACAGUGGAAUGUAUCGUUGUGAAAAAUGCAACAGAGAAUAUCCAAACUAUAAGUAUCGGCUGUUGGUAGUGUCCAACUUAGUGGAUUUUACUGGCCAUCAGUGGGUAACGGCAUUUAAUGAAGAGGGUGAGAAGUUAAUUGGUGUAUCAGCUCAAGAACUCGGAAACCUGAAGGAAAGUGACAACGAUGCCUUCAUGGAGAAAUUCGGUGAGGCCUCCUUCAACAGUUUCAUAUUCAAAUUGCGAACCAAACUGGAAACGUUUAACGACGAGGCAAGACUAAAGACUACUGUUGCAUCCGUCACUCCAUUGGAUCACAAAGUGUAUAACGACUACCUUCUAACCAAACUCAAGGAAUACACAAACAUUAGCAAGGCGAAAUAAAAACUGUAAGGAGGUCGAUUCUUUUUCUUUUUCUUAAUACUGUUAAAAAUUAAAAUAGAAAUGUAAGUUGUAACGAUGCUGGCAUUCCGUUUAAUGAUUAAGUUCCCUGUAAAAUGGCGAGUAUAAAGUGUAUUCAAAGUAAGAGAAUGUAAGGAUAGCGUCUUCUACCAAAGGAAAAUUAAACUUUGUACAGACAAUA